Beauveria bassiana ARSEF 2860 is the source of this 1938-nucleotide messenger RNA. Its product is annotated as hsp70 protein. The coding region runs from base 1 to 1938 and encodes 645 amino acids. Lineage: Eukaryota; Fungi; Ascomycota; Sordariomycetes; Hypocreales; Cordycipitaceae. The transcript has 4 exons. The record is from RefSeq and is a predicted model, not a curated record. Gene Ontology annotation, molecular function: ATP-dependent protein folding chaperone; ATP binding.
AUGCAGAACAAUAGCCUUCCCAGCAGAAGCAAUGUCAAUCUUGCACUGCCGCUGCGGCCAAAUGUCAGCCAGCGCAACCAGGACAGCCGCAACUUCUUCAUCAGCCACACAACGGCCAGCUCGACCGAGGCCAUCAAUGGCCCUGUGCGCGAACCCACGCGAGAGCAGCCUCCGAUCAGCGACAGAUUAAUUGUUGGAGUUGAUUUUGGCACCACAUUUUCUGGUGUGGCGGCCGUGUAUACAUCCAACCCCGACGAUAUUGAUAUCAUAAAAACAUGGCCUGGGAGUAACGGUAUUACAUCCGACAAGGUACCAACUGAGAUAUCGUAUGACUUUCCCACCAAUACAACGGCAGAGACCGAACCCAACGUGAAAUGGGGCUUCCAAUUCAAGCCAGAAGAGUCUCGACUGCGUUGCAUCAAGCUGUUCCUUGACCGCUCGCAAAAGCUGCCCUUUUAUGUCAGCCCCCUCGACACGGCCGCGCAGCUCAAGCGCUUCAACAAGAAUGUCGUCGAUGCUGUCAGCGACUAUCUCACACAAAUAUACAAGCACACCAUGGAUACCCUGACGCGCCGUUACGGCGAGUCCUUUAUGGCGUCGACCAAGGUUGACUUUGUGCUGACCUGCCCGGCGGUGUGGAGUGAUGCUGCCAAGAACACAACGCUGCAGGCGGCGGAGCGUGCAGGUAUGGGCAGCCGGUCCGAGAUUCAGAUGAUAAGCGAGCCUGAAGCCGCGGCUGUAUACACACUCAAGGCUAUUCAGCCAAACCACCUUAACGUCGGCGACAAUUUCAUUGUCUGUGAUGCUGGCGGAGGUACUGUCGAUCUCAUUGCAUACGAAAUCAAAUCAUUAAAGCCCUUGCGAGUUCAGGAAUCGGCGGUUGGGACCGGUGGCUUGUGCGGUAGCGCGUUCCUCAACUACAGGUUCGAAGAGCAUGUGCGCGGCAGGUUGGGCCAGGCGCGGUUCGAUGAGAUGAAGACAAAAAAGGGAAAGACAUGGCAGAUGGGCCUAAAGUAUUAUGAAGAGUUCGUGAAGCGCAACUUUAAUGAGGAAGAGCACCAAGAGUUCAAUGUCCCCUUCCCUGGUCUGGCCGAUGACGAAGAGGCUGGUCUUGACUCUGGAUUCCUGGUCAUGACGGCCGAACAAGUCAAGGACAUUUUUCAGCCCGUCGUUAAGGAGGUGUGCGACCUCGUGCAAGGCCAAGUCGACACUCUCCGUGCCAAGGGCGCCAUCGUGUCCGGCAUCGUCUUGGUUGGCGGCUUCGGACAGAGCGACUACCUGUACCGCCGCCUCAAGAGCCACUUUUCCACCGCGCCGCCACCCCCGUACAGCGAGCGCCCGACUCACGCGACGGCAACGGCGACACAGGCGAACAGCUCGAUCGAGGUGAUGCAGCCAGUGUACGCGUGGACAGCGGUUGUGCGGGGCGCGGUGCUCCGGGGCCUCGAGGGCAACAUGGUCAUCUCGCGCAAGUCGCGCAUGCAUUACGGCACCUCGUACGCGACCGUCUACGACGAGGACCGGCACUCGGUUAGCGAGCGGUACUGGUCGCCGCUGUGGGAGCGCUGGAUGGUGUCGGAUCGUAUGCAGUGGCAUAUUGCCAAGAGCGAGUCCCUGUCGCCGCUCUCGCCAAUUGCGUUUCACUACACGCGCAACUUUCGCCCGGGGCAGUCGCUCAUCGUCACCGACGACUUGAUUGCGUGCGACGCCGACGAGCCGCCCACGGCGUUUACGCGCGACCUCAUCAACGUCUGCACCCUGACGACGGACCUAAACGCUGUCCCGCGCAGCCUGUUUACGAGGCUGACGACGACGCGGGGUGUCGAGUUCGAUAAUCUGGACUUUACGCUGGAGAUGAUUGUCGACAGCGCGGGGCUGGGCUUUGAGCUCAAGGUGGAUGGUGUGCGAUAUGGUCGUGUGGAAGCCGAAUUUCAUUGA